Messenger RNA from Nyctereutes procyonoides (raccoon dog), 1548 nucleotides. RefSeq names its product complement factor properdin (gene CFP). Bases 93 to 1490 code for a protein of 465 amino acids. The transcript is spliced from 9 exons. NCBI's taxonomy places the organism in Eukaryota, Metazoa, Chordata, Mammalia, Carnivora, Canidae. The record is from RefSeq and is a predicted model, not a curated record.
CUUUGCCACUGAUCCCAGAGCCAGGUCAGCCCAUACAAAGCCGAGCCUCCUCUCUGGCAGGGUGGCAGGACUGCACGGGUGCAGCUCUCACCAUGUCCACCCCAGGGCAGGCUCCUCAGUUGCUACUGCUGCUGUUCACCCUGCUGCCAGCCAAAGGCUCAGUCCCCAUAUGGUGCUUCACCCAGUAUGAGGAAUCUUCUGGCAAGUGCCAGGGCUUCCUGGGGAAAGGUAUCCGUGUGGAAGACUGCUGUCUCAACCCUGCCUAUGCCUUCCAGGAGCCUGGCAGCAAGCUCUGUCAGGCAUGCAGGUCCCCACGAUGGUCACCAUGGUCUGCGUGGGCCCCCUGCUCGGUGACCUGCACUGAGGGAUCCCAAUUGCGGCACCGGCGCUGCAUAGGCCGUGGUGGGCAGUGCCCCGAGAAGGUGGAGCCCGGGACCCUUGAGUGGCAGCUGCAAGCCUGUGAGGACCAGCCGUGCUGUCCUGAGAUGGGUGGCUGGUCCAACUGGGGGCCCUGGACCCCUUGCUCUGUCACCUGUUCCAAAGGGACCCGGACCCGUCAGCGAAUAUGUAACCAACCCACCCCCAAGUGUGGCGGCCAGUGCCCAGGAAAACCACAGGAGUCUGAGACCUGUGACACCCAGCAGGUCUGCCCCGUACACGGGGCCUGGGCUGUUUGGGGCCCCUGGAGCGCCUGCUCGGGUUCCUGCCACGGUGGACCCAGCGCACCUGCCGAGAGUCGAAGCCGCAAGUGUUCUGCACCUGAGCCCUCCAAGGUGCCUCCUGGGAAGCCCUGCCCAGGGUCAGACCAUGAGAAGCGGCCCUGCUCUGGUCUGCCACCCUGCCCAGUGGCUGGGGGCUGGGGGGCGUGGGGCCCUGUGAGCCCCUGCCCUGUGACCUGUGGCAUGGGCCAGACCCUGGAAAAACGGAUGUGUAAUCACCCUGUGCCCCAGCAUGGGGGCCCCCCCUGCGCUGGUGAUGCCGUCCGAACCCACAUCUGCAAUACAGCUGUGCCCUGCCCUGUGAAUGGAGAGUGGGGGUCCUGGGAGGAGUGGAGCCCUUGCACCCGUCGGGGCAUAAACAACAUCAAGUGUAAGGCGAUCCCAGGCCAGCAGACACGCUCCAGGAGCUGCAAGGGCCGCAAGUUUGAUGGACAGCGGUGUGUUGGAGAACAACAAGAUAUCCGUCACUGUUAUAACAUCCAACACUGUGACUGGAAAGGCUUAUGGUCAGAGUGGAGUACCUGGGGGCUGUGCGUACCCCCGUGUGGACCCACGCCCAUCCGCACCCGCCAGCGCCUCUGCAUGGCCCAGCUCCCCAAGUUCUCGCCAACCAUUACUGUGGUCGAAGGUCAAGGUGAGAAGAACGUGACCUUCUGGGGGAAACCGUCAGCACAGUGCGAGACGCUGCAGGGGCAGAAGGUGGUGGUGGAGGAGACUCGGCCAUGUCUACACGUGCCUGCCUGCAAAGACCCUCAGGAUGAGAAGCCUUAACACCUGUCUCUUCUGCCCUGAUCCCCUGACCUCCCAGACCUCAAUAAAUGAGCCUCUU